AUGAGUGGCGGCCUGGUGAUCAUCGCCGGAUCAGUACCUCUAGAGAAGAGACCCGCUCUUAUGGGACUGGUCAUCGGACUUGCAAACUCUGGGAGCGUUUGCGGUCCUGUUCUUGGCGGAGUCCUUACCGACUAUGCCAAUUGGCGUUGGACAUUCUACAUCAACCUCCCGAUAGGAGGCGCCGUCUUUCUGUUUCUGGCAUGGUGCGAGAUUCCCGAUCAGGUGCCGAAACCGAGUCCUAUGGCGGUCAUUGCGAAAUUGCACACGUAUCUAGAUUUUAUCGGUUUCUUGUUGUGUGCUGGUGCUGCGGUCCUAUUUCUCACGGCCCUCGAGCUUGUUGGGAUCGAAUAUGCUUUUAACAGCCCCACGAUAAUAGGACUGUUCUGCGGCUCUGCUGUGGCUCUUUCAACGUUCUUGGCUUGGAACUAUCGAAAAGGAGAUGAAGGGCUGAUCCCAUCAUCAAUGGCCGGUAAGAGGCCCGUCUGGUCCGCUGCUGCUACCAACUUUACAUUUGUUGGCUCGGCGAUGAUCCAGAUCUACCUUCUCCCGCUCUACUUCCAGGCUGUCCAAGGCGCCACGCCGGUCCAGAGCGGGAUCAACGUUUUGCCAAGCAUCUUGUCACAACUAGCUUUUGCCUACGGCGGAGGCGUACUAGUCGGUAAGUUCGGGUAUUAUUUGCCGUGGGCUAUUGCAGGCACAACGGCAACGAUUAUUGCUAGCGGCCUGUUCACGUCACUUAUACCGACAACUUCGGUGGCCCAGUGGGUUGGUUAUCAAAUCCUCACGGGCGGUGGACGAGGCAUUGUUUUACAACUGCCAAGCAUUGCUAUUCAGGCGAACUUACCUCCGGAGCAGAUCUCAAUGGGCAUAAUAUUUGUUACAUUUUCGCAAUUCAUGGGGUCUGCUGUGGCUCUGGCAGUAGGUAACGCCAUUUUUACCGGGGCGUUGAAGCAAGACCUUGCUCAAUUUGCACCAAAUGUCGAUGCGUCAACGGUGCUAAAGGCCGGAGCCACCGGUUUCCGUAAAGUCGUAGCCGAAAAGGAACUGCCGGGAGUGCUCAUGGCAUAUGUAUCGAGCAUCGAUAACGAGUUCUACCUAUCCCUUGGUCUGGCUAUAGCAUCAUUCUGCUUCGCGUGGGGUAUGGGGUGGAAAGACAUUCGGCCAAAAAAGAAAUAGGCACAUGCAGUCAACAAGCGAGAAAAAGACAAUGACUCGAA
Molecule: messenger RNA, 1217 nt
Organism: Colletotrichum phormii
Lineage: Eukaryota; Fungi; Ascomycota; Sordariomycetes; Glomerellales; Glomerellaceae
Product: efflux pump
Exons: 7
Coding region: 1-1176 (391 amino acids)
Biological process (GO): transmembrane transport
Cellular component (GO): plasma membrane
Molecular function (GO): transmembrane transporter activity
Source: RefSeq, a predicted model, not a curated record